AUGGCAGCUUUAGGGAUAUCCCGUACCGGGGUGAAAGAAUGGUUGGCAUUAGGUCUGUCCGCUGAAGAGAGAAUAUAUAAAGCACAAGCGGCACUUCAUCUUCCGUGCAAACUCGCCGUGCGGCUGUCGUGCGGUUUGUCGCGUGUCGUUUUGCGAAAGCUGCAAGAAUUUGGUUGCCCCUUAUCGUCUCCACUCUCCUGGCGCAGUUCUCGACGACAACGACAUCAUACAUCUUCAUACAGCUUCAACUUCUUCCCAUCCGCGUCAAGAGGACAGCUCCCUUAUUCUCCGUCAGCACCGCGACCCUUGGUCGCCCGCACUCCUUUGCUCCUGCAAUUGUCGCCGGCGACCCCAUUGUAUCUUCACCCCCUCGUUUUAGUUGUCGCCCGCCCCAUUGUUUUGCCGGCAAAUCCAGGCACCUUUUGA
This is a messenger RNA of Histoplasma capsulatum G186AR, 426 nucleotides long. RefSeq lists its product as uncharacterized. The coding region runs from base 1 to 426 and encodes 141 amino acids. NCBI's taxonomy places the organism in Eukaryota, Fungi, Ascomycota, Eurotiomycetes, Onygenales, Ajellomycetaceae. The transcript has 2 exons. The record is from RefSeq and is a predicted model, not a curated record.